This is a messenger RNA of Gossypium arboreum, 822 nucleotides long. RefSeq lists its product as uncharacterized. The transcript is spliced from 3 exons. The record is from RefSeq and is a predicted model, not a curated record. Lineage: Eukaryota; Viridiplantae; Streptophyta; Magnoliopsida; Malvales; Malvaceae. The coding region runs from base 1 to 822 and encodes 273 amino acids.
AUGGUGUUCAUCGAUGACAUUUUGGUGUAUUCUAAGUUGGAGGACGAGCACGACGAGCAUUUAAGAGUGGUUUUGCAGAUCCUUCGUGAGAAACAGUUGAUCUGUGUACCUAAUGAUGAGGAUUUGAGACUGUCAAUUUUGAAGGAGGUACAUAGUAGCCCUUACGCUAUGCAUUCUGGUGGGAAUAAGAUGUAUAAGGAUCUCCAAGAAUUGUACUGGUGGCCAAGGUUGAAACGUGAAGUGACAGACUAUAUUGCUCUUUGUUUGACUUAUCAGCAGGUUAAGGCUGAGCACCAGUUACCUUCAGAAACAAAGGAUAAGGUCUGUUUGAUUCGAGAACGUCUAAAAGCAGCUUCUGGUAGACAGAAGUCCUAUGCUGAUCUAAAGAAGAAGGACAUCGAGUAUUCUAUAGGGGAUAUGGUUUUCCUUAGGGUCUUACCAUGGAAAAAAGUUCUAAGGUUCGGUCGCAAGGGAAAGCUAAGCCCUCAGUUUAUUGGGCCGUACUGGAUUCUGAAGCGAGUAGGGCUAGUCGCAUAUCAGUUGGAGCUACCUUCAGAGUUAGAUUACAUACAUGACGUGUAUGUCUCGAUGUUGAGACGUUACCACUCUAAUCCUAGGCUCAUUGUGCUCGUGGAGCAGAUUGAGAUGAGACUAGAUCUGACGUUCGAAGAGGAGCCUAUUCAGAUUCUAGAUCGUGACGUUAAAGUCUUACAUAGGAAGUCUAUUCCCUUGGUGAAUGUGCAGUGCUGGAAUCAUAGCACUGAGGAGGUUACUUGGGAGUUAGAGGAUUCGAUGCGGCAGCAGUAUCCUCACCUUUUCUGA